CAGUCUGAGCGAGCGGCAACGGAAGAAGUUCUCGCAGGAACUAGACGACCUGAAAAGUCGCAGUUCGAGACGGUGGUGGCAGCUCUAUUAAUCCUCUUGUAUAUCUCACCAUCACGCACCACGGACCGGCAGCAGCCAUGGCCGACGUGGGCGUACAGGAAGGACGAUCGAAGGUGUCGAGAGGAAGCGCAACUGCCGUGGACGUGAGCUUGUAUGCGAGAUAUGCCCUGGCUGGCGCCUUCUGCUGCUCCUUCACCCAUGCCGUACUGACGCCAGUCGACGUCGUGAAAACCCGAAUCCAGCUUGAUCCGACUACGUACAGCAGGAGCCUUCUCAAGAGUGCACGGCAGAUCGCUUCCCUGGAAGGGCCCAGGACGUUGCUGACGGGAUUGGGCCCAACCGUUGCGGGCUACUGCCUCCAGGGUGCUUUCAAGUUUGGCGGAUACGAAUUCUUCAAAGCUCGAGCUGUCGAUUACCUGGGGUACUCUACCGCUGCCGACAAUCGCAAUGCUGUGUACCUCGCAUCCGCCGCGGCCGCCGAGUUCUUUGGCGACAUUGCUCUGUGUCCAUUCGAGUCCGUCCGAAUCCGGCUUGUAUCCCAACCCCAGUACGCCGACAACUUCGUGCGGGCCUUCGCGAAGCUGGCUAGAGAAGAGGGGUUCGGCGGUCUCUACUCCGGGCUGAGCCCGAUCUUGCUGAAACAGAUUCCGUAUACGAUGGCGACCUUUGUGGUAUACGAAAAGGCCAUCCAGGCCGCUUACAGUGUCAUAAAUCGAGAUGAGCUAUCGGCAGCGGGUGUCACAGGGAUUAACCUCGGCUCUGGGCUUGUCGCUGGUUUGGCAGCGGCCGUUGUCUCCCAGCCGGCCGACACGAUACUCAGCAAGAUCAACAAGGAGAAAGCGCAGCCAGGCGAGGGCACAGCUCGGCGUUUAUUCCGCAUUGCGUCUGGUCUUGGACUGCGCGGGGCCUACACCGGGAUGCGUGCUCGACUGGUCAUGGUUGGUGGGAUGACGGCGGUCCAGUUCGGUAUUUAUGGGGAUACCAAGAAGCUUUUCGGGGCAACCGACGGAGUGGAGCUGAGAUAGGUGCGGCGA
Molecule: messenger RNA, 1094 nt
Organism: Chaetomium fimeti
Lineage: Eukaryota; Fungi; Ascomycota; Sordariomycetes; Sordariales; Chaetomiaceae
Product: mitochondrial phosphate carrier protein
Exons: 4
Coding region: 138-1085 (315 amino acids)
Biological process (GO): mitochondrial phosphate ion transmembrane transport
Cellular component (GO): mitochondrial inner membrane
Molecular function (GO): phosphate transmembrane transporter activity
Source: RefSeq, a predicted model, not a curated record